GAAUUAGAAAGUGUUCUACUUCACACCCGAAGACUGAUUGUGAAUGAGAGCCCUGGACUUAUGCAUAGAAGAGAAGGCGGGAAAUCUGGGCAGGACACUGUGUUGAGGGGUGAUGCUAGACUGAAGGUACAUGUAGUCGAGUGGAUGAGCACCGAUGAUGAGACUCACCUUGAACUAAGGGAUAUGCAAGUUGUGAACCUCUCAGAUCUCAUCUCCAUACUGGCUUCCUUGUGUCCGGCAGUCAAACACUUCUCCAUUAAUUCCAUUCGUGUCUAUGUAUCUGUAAGUCUAAUUACUCCGGUACCUAAGCUUGAUAUGCCUAUGAAAUCCAUCCUCACACUUUGCAUUAAGUCUGUGGAUUGUGAUGGAAAACUCCAAGAGACACUAUUGGAGAUCAAUAAAUGUUUUCCAAAGGCAGAGAGUCUAGAUCUGCAAGUGAUGAAUCUAAAUCUAUCCAGUAAAGAAUACAUUUCCGGGGUCAAUUCAUCAUCGUCCUUGAGGGAGCUUAAAUUAAGAUGGACGGACAGGGUUUCAGAUGAUGUAACUACAGCAGACAGCCUGUUUAUGGAUAUUUCUACCUCCUGUCCACAUAUCGUAUCACUGGUGUUAUCAGGCUUUGGAAGAUUUCUAUUGAACAAGUCAGGCAUAGACAUUAAAUCAUACAAAUUGCCACAUCUGACCAACAUCCAUCUUGAAGUAAUUGGGACGGAUGAUUGCUGCCGAUUUGCAGCAUUAACGAAUGUACUUCAUGUAGUUCAUGUGACAAGUCCACGUUUGAAGCUUGUUGAGGCAGAGAAGGUGCAUCUAGGAGGUGCAGAACUUGCCUCUGUUAAGUGGUCCCAAACAUCUUCAGGUUGUGAGCUACAACUUGAAGGUGCAUCAGCAGCUGUACCCAUGGCUGACCUAAUGCAUCUUGUGUCCAAUGAACUUGAAGGACUAACUGUCCUGACAUUUGACAGGUGCAAGGUUGACUUUCCUCAGCUAAUCAGUCAUCCACAGGGCACAGGGGAAGAGAGUUCCCUUCAAGAACUCAAGUUCUUAAAUGUGGAAAACCCACUGUCUCAAACUGACAUCCACAAACUUUCAGAGAUCUACCCUAACACAAAGGUCACAGUUGCACAUGACAGUAAGGCAUCACAUGAAGACUCUAAUCAGGGUACGUCGAUGCCUUUAAUAGGUGAGGUAAAUGGGUACCUGGUAGGAUUAUUCCUUGAAUGCGGACCGUGA
Strongylocentrotus purpuratus (purple sea urchin) is the source of this 1227-nucleotide messenger RNA. RefSeq lists its product as uncharacterized. The record is from RefSeq and is a predicted model, not a curated record. The coding region runs from base 61 to 1227 and encodes 388 amino acids. Lineage: Eukaryota; Metazoa; Echinodermata; Echinoidea; Camarodonta; Strongylocentrotidae. The transcript is spliced from 3 exons.